Molecule: messenger RNA, 498 nt
Organism: Rhodamnia argentea
Lineage: Eukaryota; Viridiplantae; Streptophyta; Magnoliopsida; Myrtales; Myrtaceae
Exons: 1
Coding region: 1-498 (165 amino acids)
Source: RefSeq, a predicted model, not a curated record
AUGGCCAACAAUACCAAGAAGGUAGGCAGCAAGAAGAACAAGCUCAUCACCUGCAUUAAGGCCCCCAUAAGAAUCUUCAUGAAGGCCAAGAACUUCUACGUGAGCAGCAUGGUGCAGUGCUCAGGGCGCAUCGGCUACGGCGGCUUCACGAAGGGCCCAGGCAGGCCAAUUAACGAUGGGCUGCUGAAGAACUUGAGCAUCAGCUCGUCGAGAUCGAGCUUUGUCACCGAGGAGGACAUGAGAGAACUAAUAAGGGAUGCGUCUACCAGAGGCCACCUGAACGGCCAAAUUCAGAUGGAUCUUGUCCUUCAGAGGCACCCUAAGACUAACGGGAUCUCAACAGCGGCGGCAAUGGGUUACGUGCCUAGGAGUUUCUCGACAGUCAUCGGGAGGAUCGAUGAGGACAAGCCGUGUGAAUUUGAAGACAAUGACAUCAGGAUCGACACCAUUGUGCGUCCAAGAAGCAGAAGCCAUGCAGUUUCAUGGAGAAGAGCUUGA